Messenger RNA from Habropoda laboriosa, 741 nucleotides. It is a transcript of the gene cag, whose product is annotated as jerky protein homolog-like. Lineage: Eukaryota; Metazoa; Arthropoda; Insecta; Hymenoptera; Apidae. The transcript has a single exon. The coding region runs from base 1 to 741 and encodes 246 amino acids. The record is from RefSeq and is a predicted model, not a curated record. Gene Ontology annotation, cellular component: nucleus. Gene Ontology annotation, molecular function: DNA binding.
AUGUCAGGGAAAAGGAAAAAAGUGACAGUGACCAUGGAAAAGAAGCUGGAAGCUUUAUUUCGAAUCGACAAAGGUGAGCUAUUGAAAAGUGUUGCUAUUGACUUAGGGGUAGGAACAUCCACUGUCUCUGAUUGGAAAAAGAACAGGAAGGAAAUUGAAGACUUUUGUGCUAAGAUGGUUUCUAGAGAUAGCUUAGGCAAUAGGGGGACAAUUAAGAAAGCAAAAAAUGUGAGACUGGAUGAUGCACUGUAUGUAUGGUAUAUAAAAGAACGUGAAAAUGGUAUUCCUGUGUCAGGACCCAUUCUCAGAAAGAAAGCACUCACCCUUAAUAAAAAGGUAGGUGGUGAUCCUACAUUCACUGCAAGUGUGGGAUGGUUAGGCAGGUGGAAAGCUCGUCAUGGAAUAAAACUUAAUCUUCCUAGUGAUAGUUUGUUAGAAGAUCUUACUGCUAAUGAUAGUUCUGAUCAUUUACUGUUAGAAAAUGACAUUGUGACAGUGUGCUUAUCUACUCAAGAUGAAGAUGACAUUCAGAAUGCCUUUAACAAUGGAUGCCACCAAGAAUCAACAGAUGUGAACCACCUUGAAGCAACAGAAAUACUUGAAAAACUAAUAACCUACUUUGAACAACAAAGUGAUACCUUAGACAAUGAUUUAGUUACAUUGAGACAUUUACAUGACCGUGCUAGAAAGAAAUAUUUACUGACUUUGAAGAAAGAAAAGACUAGUGAUUUUAUUAAAUAA